Molecule: messenger RNA, 2392 nt
Organism: Camellia sinensis
Lineage: Eukaryota; Viridiplantae; Streptophyta; Magnoliopsida; Ericales; Theaceae
Source: RefSeq, a predicted model, not a curated record
GCCGAUAUCCCAAACACCAUAAACCUCCCUCACCAAGCAUGCCUAAACCCCCAUCGAGCUCGCUUCGAUUUUUCGGCUCUCUGUCACUCGUAUUCUCACUCUCCUCAAAGUUCACUUCGAAACCUAAACUCUGAUUCUUCACUCUCCGUUCUUCUUCUGCAUUGUUUCAUCUAAGUCCUUGUUGCUCUGUUCAACUUCACCGACUUCUCAUCACAAAUUUCUGGGGAAUUCAUGGCGGACUUAGAAAAGCUGCUUCUGGAGGCAGCAGGAAGAACCAGUACAGUGGGUAGGAACCGGCAUUCACAUCCAGCAUCUAGAAGACAACACGAUGGUUCAUAUUCUGAUGAUGGAAGUGACUCAAAAGAUGAUGACUCAGAUGAAGAUCAUGAUUAUGCAAGCAAGAAGCCCUCUGGAUCUCAAGUUCCUUUGAAGAAGAGGCUAGACCCUACGGAAAGAGAUGAUGAUCGUGAUGAUGAUGAUGAUGAUUAUGACCAUGAUGGUGACAGUGGUGAUGAUGACUCUGUUGGGAGCGAUCUUUACAAGGAUGAAGCUGACAGGCAAAAGCUUGCAGGGAUGACAGAACUUGCAAGAGAGUUGAUUUUGUCAGAACGUGCAGUGAAGAAAAAUGAUAAAGAAUGGCAUGAGAAGAUGAAAUCAAAGUGGAAUGACAAGAAGCCACGACCUAGAAAAGAAAAAGAAAGUCCACUUCACACAACUUCUCGUGGUGUGCGCUCCUCUGCCAGAUCAGCUGACAGAUCAGCUGCCAAAGAUGAUGCACUGAAUGAGUUACGAGCAAAACAACGAUUGAGGAAUCAAGGGCAUCAGGACUCGGAGGAGCGCACACCAACCAAGCAGAGAGCCUUCACAGCAGCAAGUAUAAGUAGCUCGAGUCAGAGUGAAAGUGGGUCCCAUAGUGAAGAUGAAGGGGUGGUUGACAGCGAUGAAGACAAGACAUCACCCAUGUCAAAAGUACCUACAUUUGAGGAUAUAAAGGAGAUUACUAUUCAGAGGUCAAAACUGGCUAAAUGGUUCAUGGAGCCUUUCUUUGAUGAUUUGAUUGUGGGAUGCUUUGUUAGAGUUGGAAUUGGGAAAUCAAAAUCCGGACCUGUCUACAGGCUCUGCAUGGUCCAGAAUGUUGAUGUUGCUGACUGUGACCGACAGUACAAGCUGGAGAACAAAACCACGUACAAGUAUUUGAAUGUUGUUUGGGGCAAUGAAAGUUCUGCUGCCAGGUGGCAGAUGGCUAUGGUUUCAGACUCCCCUCCUCUGAAAAACGAGUUUGACCAGUGGGUUAGGGAGGUGGAGCGUAGUGGUGCUCAGAUGCCAAGCAAACAGAAUGUGUUGGAUAAGUUUGAGGCCAUUCAAAAAACCAACGCGUAUGUCUACUCAGCUGCCACUGUGAAGCAGAUGGUGGAGGAGAAAAAAUCCGCCACAUGGAGGCCGUUAAAUGUUGCGGCGGAGAAGGAUCGGCUGAGGCGGCAAAUGGAAGUGGCAAAAAGUAAGAACAAUGAGGCUGAGGUGGAGAGGAUUGUGGCAAGGCUGAAGGUACUGGAAGCUUCCCGGCAAACUCAAGAGAAAGAUGCAAAGGCUAUAAGGCUGGCCGAAAUGAACAAAAGGAAUCGGGUUGAGAAUUUCAAAAAUGCAUCAGAACUAAAACCCGUGAAUACGAGUUUGAAAGCGGGCGAGGCUGGGUACGAUCCAUUUUCGAGACGGUGGACUAGGUCAAUGAAUUACUAUGUUUCGAAGCCCAGUGGAGGAGAUGAGGUGGCAGAGGCAGAAGCAAAAGUAGCCAAUGGUGAUACUACUACAGCAGUUGGUGUGGAAGCUACGGCAGCAGCGUUGGAAGCUGCAGCUGAUGCAGGGAAGUUGGUGGACACGAGUGCUCCAGUGGAUCAAGGAACGGAGUUGAAUACGAUGCAUGAUUUUGAGCUGCCGAUCUCAUUGGCUGUGCUUCAGAAGUUUGGUGGGCCCCGAGGAGCUCAGGCAGGAUUCAUGGCUAGAAAGCAGAGGAUAGAAGCGACGGUUGGAUGCCAAGUGUUGGAUGAUGACGGAAGGAGACAUGCACUGACCCUUUCUGUUGGCGACUACAAGAGACGCAGAGGGCUGCUUUGAAGUGAGCUGUUUCGAGGUAAGAAAUUCUAACUUUUGCCAUCAUGAAUCGAAUUGAAUUGAAAAUGCUGGUUUUAAAGGGUAGGCUUCUUGUUCGGGACAGCGUAGCCUGUGAAAAUUAAAUUGUCUUCGUCUUGUUAUCUUUUAGUGUCGUUUAAAUUUCUUUUGGAGAAAAAUCCAUGCAAAUUUGUUGGGAAUGUCAAUCUUAAUGGCACCACUUUGGCGAACAUAAUUACCCAAUCUAAUAUGUGGUUAUGCAUAUCUAGCCCAAGAUUUUGUUGAA